AUGGCUGAUGCACAAUUCGACAGUGCGCUCGACCUGCUUCGGCGCCUCAACCCCCGCGACACCAAGCGUAACCUCCAGGCCAUUACAACCAUCAUCCCCGACCUGACCGAAGACCUCCUCUCCUCCGUCGACCAGCCGCUCGAAAUCCGCCGCUGCCCCAAGACCAAGCGUGACUACUUGCUCUGCGACUACAACCGGGAUGGAGACAGCUACCGCUCGCCUUGGAGCAAUGAAUUCGACCCCCCGCUUGAGGAUGGAACUGUCCCCAGCGAGCGGGUAAGAAAGCUUGAGGUUGCGGCUAACGAAGCCUUUGAUGUCUACCGGGACCUGUACUAUGAGGGCGGAGUUGGUAGCGUGUACUUUUGGGAUUUGGAUGAUGGGUUUGCUGGUGUUAUACUUUUGAAGAAGGGUGUCACACCGGGUGCUAAGAGUUCGGGAGAAUGGGACAGCAUCCACGUUUUCGAGGCUACCGAUCGUGCACGCAUGUCCCACUACAAGCUGACCAGCACGGUCAUUCUUCACCUUGCUAGUGAAAAUGACUCCCUCGGCGAGAUGGACCUUAGUGGAAACAUGACCCGUCAGGUGGAGGUUGACUUGCCCGUUGAGUCGGAUGCAAGCCAUGUUGCCAACGUCGGCAGACUGGUUGAGGAUAUGGAAUUGAAGAUGAGGAACUUGCUGCAGGAGGUCUACUUUGGAAAGGCCAAGGAUGUCGUUGGUGAACUUCGGAGUCUCGCACCCUUGUCGGAGACGAACCAAGAUAGAGCCAACCAUAUUGAGAUGAUCAAAUCUAUGCAAAGGUAA
Molecule: messenger RNA, 801 nt
Organism: Aspergillus wentii DTO 134E9
Lineage: Eukaryota; Fungi; Ascomycota; Eurotiomycetes; Eurotiales; Aspergillaceae
Gene: cap2
Product: F-actin-capping protein subunit beta
Exons: 5
Coding region: 1-801 (266 amino acids)
Biological process (GO): barbed-end actin filament capping; actin cytoskeleton organization; cell morphogenesis
Cellular component (GO): F-actin capping protein complex; actin cortical patch; cytoplasm
Molecular function (GO): actin filament binding
Source: RefSeq, a predicted model, not a curated record